Penicillium soppii is the source of this 1185-nucleotide messenger RNA. Its product is annotated as DUF4050 domain-containing protein. Bases 1 to 1185 code for a protein of 394 amino acids. NCBI's taxonomy places the organism in Eukaryota, Fungi, Ascomycota, Eurotiomycetes, Eurotiales, Aspergillaceae. The record is from RefSeq and is a predicted model, not a curated record. The transcript has a single exon.
AUGAUGGCAACCGGGUCACGCGACGCCUCAGUUCGUGAGGCCAAAUUAUUCGUCAAAGAAGUCGUCCGCAAUGACUGGGACUUUGAAGCCGGUGUGAUCUCCGCAUCUUCCGCCGACGGCACCCUUUGCCACAACCGUGAAGUGUGCGAAUGGCGAGUCCGCGAAUUCGACAGCUCAACCUCGGAACUCGAACCACAAAAUUCAGACAGUGAGGACGAUGAGCUGCCCGUGAGAACAACCCCCGGCGCACAAGCCGACAUUGAGCGCCGUCGCAAACGCCGUCGGCAGAUGGACGAUGAGAUGGCGUGGAACGAAGGACUCCGUGUGUGGAUGGCCAGGCGCAAUGCGUGGUCUGGCGCGAAGACUCGACGGCAGAUACAGACUGAAGAGCGAAAGCGUGCGAUGGCUGGUGGGCAGACGGACACAACAGAUCAGUCGGAUGGUUUGGAGAGAGACACCGGGGCAUCUUCCGCGACAUCCCACUCCACAACUUUGUCUAGCACUGGUAGUGAUGGUGUUUCCAGUUUGGCAAACCAGACCGAGACUUCCCUUGCGAUUGUAGACCAGCAGAAGAGCGAGGAACUACAACGGCGAGUGGACUUGACUUCAGGGGCGCAGGGUGAUCAAGAGGAAGGGCAAUCUACAGCACCAGAUGAAGAGGUCAAAGGAAAAGCAUCUUCAGAAACCAAUAUUACAGAGCCAGAUCAUUCAUCUGCAACUGAUCCGUCGCAUCUGACAACAUUCCCAGCCGUGGAAGAUCAAACUGAAGAGGAAAAGGAGGAAGAAGAGCUCGAUGAGCCCCUUAUCCCUGUGGCACCUCCUUUUAUCUCAGACGACAAUCCCGUCCGCGCAACCAUCAUGCCCUCAAUUUACCCCUCAAUCUAUACGAAAGUCGUCGUGCAAGGAAUGACUCCCACCAUGCCCGUUAACCUGGCCCAUUUGACGAAAGCCAUGGUCCAGGGCUGGAAAUCAGAUGGACAAUGGCCACCCAAGCCGGCAGUGACAUCUAUUGUCCUUGGAGAUACCGCCACUGUACCCAAGAAACCUGAAGAGCGUGCCGAAGAAACACCGACGGGUAGGCGUAAGAACAGUAUCACCAACGCCGUGAAGAAAGUGUUCCACUUCGGACACCCGUUCCAUCGCCGUGGAUCAACCAGCCAUGAUGCUGGGAAUGGAGCUGCUUAG